AUGGCCGUGCGACGCAGUGUGUUGGAGACACUCAAUGACACGGAGUUAUUACAAAGAUACCGCCUUAACCGUGAGGGAAUACUGAUUGUUGUGGAUCUUGUGAGGGAUGCAAUAACAGCACCAACUAAUCGCAACAACCCAAUCAGUGCCGAAUUGAAAUGUUUGACAACACUUCGCUACCUGGCAACGGGGAAAAUGCAGUUUUGCAAUGCCGACGAUCUAGCGAUAUCCCAGCCAUCGGUAAGCAGAUCCAUCCACCAAACCAUCAAUGCACUCUGUAGACCCCAUAUUAUUCGACAGUUCAUAAGUUUUCCUUUGGACAUUCGCCAACUCCAAAGAAACAAAGCCAGCUUUAUGGAUAUUGCCGGUGUGCCUGGAGUGGUCGGUGCUAUAGACGGGACACAUAUUAAAAUAAUUGCACCACGCCAGGAUGAGGACGUGUUUGUGAAUAGAAAGAAAACCCACUCCAUCAAUACCCAGCUUGUGUUCGAUGCAAACUUCACAAUUCUCGAUGUUGUUGCAAAGUGGCCCGGAUCCACUCAUGACUCGAGGAUAUUGAUGGAGAGUGAUCUGAGAGCACACAAGAAGACACGCAGUGUGGUGGAAAGGGGGAUUGGACAACUAAAGCGACGUUUCCACGUUUUACAUAGUGAAAUCCGCCUUAGUCCAGAGAAGACGAGUAAAGUGAUCACUGUGUGUGCGCUUCUUCACAACCUGUGCCGGCAAAGGAACAUACCACAGACAGGAGAUGGUGAUGAGUUUGACGAUGAUGUUGAUGAUGAUGACAAUGAACACAAACAAUUUGUUGAUGAAGUGGAACAAUGUGGACUGGCAUUCAGGGAUCACUUUGUCCAUACACACUUUGGGUAA
This is a messenger RNA of Xyrauchen texanus (razorback sucker), 870 nucleotides long. Its product is annotated as putative nuclease HARBI1. The transcript is spliced from 2 exons. The record is from RefSeq and is a predicted model, not a curated record. Bases 1 to 870 code for a protein of 289 amino acids. Lineage: Eukaryota; Metazoa; Chordata; Actinopteri; Cypriniformes; Catostomidae.